Molecule: messenger RNA, 1938 nt
Organism: Trichechus manatus latirostris (Florida manatee)
Lineage: Eukaryota; Metazoa; Chordata; Mammalia; Sirenia; Trichechidae
Gene: CD68
Product: CD68 molecule
Exons: 6
Coding region: 685-1671 (328 amino acids)
Biological process (GO): establishment of protein localization to organelle
Cellular component (GO): late endosome membrane; lysosomal membrane; plasma membrane
Source: RefSeq, a predicted model, not a curated record
GGGUUCACCAGCCCUUAUGGCUACGUGAGUCCGGAGAAGCCUCUGUCCUAAUCCACAGAGUUGGGACGUUCCAGCCUGUACAAUCGUGUGAGCUGUUCCUUUGAUAUAAAUCUAUAUGUUUGUACGCUUUACUGCAAAGCAUACAAAUAUAUAUGUACACCUAAGACACGAAUCUUGUUAAAAUGUAGAUUCUGAUUCAGUAUAUCUGGGGUGGAAAUGCAAAAUCUCAGCAGGGUUUUGAAUUGCAACCCCUAUUGGCAAUACUUCAUGAGAGGGCUACUGUUUCUCAACUGUAUGAUUCUGUACUGCUUGUCCUCUUCACAACUGCUGAUCAAGUUUUUCUAAGGUAGACGAAUUGGUCUCUAAGGACAAACCGCCCCAAAGCUUUCUCCAUCUUAUACUGUACCCGUGUGAUAUUUUUGACUUUGCCCUGAUACACCUCCCAUUUUUGAAGGCAGGGCCAAUCCUGUAACUUAAUGACAAAAACUUAAUGACUAAGAGAUUGGUGGCUGGAGCUGAGGUGCCUGAGUCAAGCUGGGGGUUGGUAUUUUCUCAGUUACAGGAAGUAAGACUUUCAUUUCCUCCUUUUCCCAAACAAGUAGACGGAAUAGGGUUGAUUGAGCAAACGACUAGUACUGGCAGAGGCUAGUUAGACUUUCGGACUUUGGGUGAGGCGAUUCUGCCAUGAGGCUGGCUGUGUUUUUCUCUGGGGCCUUGCUGGGGCUACUAGCAGCCAAAGGCGCAGGGAAUGACUGUCCUCAUAAAAAAUCAGCCACUCUGCUGCCAUCCUUCACGGUGACCCCUACAGCUACAGAAAGCACAACAAGCUCUGGAACAACCAGCCACAGAACUACGAAGAGCCACGAAACCACCAGUCACAGAACUACUACCACAAACACCACCAGCCACAGACCCACAACUGUCACUCACAAUCCUGCCACCACCACCAGUCAUGGAAAUGCCACAGUUCAUCCAACAAGUAACAGCACUGCUACCAGCCCAGGAAUCACCACUUCCCCUGAGCCGGGACCACCUCCACCCUCUCCAGGGCCUACCCCAGGCUCCAAGGAAGCUAUAGGAGACUACAUGUGGCAUAAUGGUUCCCAGCCCUGUGUCCGGCUCCAAGCCCAGAUUCAGAUUCACGUCCUCUACCCAACCCAGGAUGGAGGAGAGAUGUGGGGCGUCUCUGUACUGAACCCCAACAAAACCAAGGUCCAGGGAAGUUGUGAGGGUGCCCAUCCUCAUCUGCUUCUCUCAUUCCCCUAUGGACAGCUCCGCUUUGGCUUCAAGCAGGACCCAAUACAGAGUGUUGUCUACAUGAACUACAUGGCUGUGGAGUACAAUGUAUCCUUCCCCAAGGCAACACAGUGGACAUUCUCGGCUCAGAAUUCAUCCCUUCGAGAUCUCCAAGCCCCCCUGGGCCAGAGCUUCAGCUGCAGAAAUGCAAGCAUCACUCUUUCACCAACUUUCCACCUUGACCUGCUCUUCCUGAAACUACAGGCUGCUCAGCUGCCCUCCACAGGGGUCUUUGGGCCAAGUUUCUCCUGCCCCAGUGACCGGUCCAUCUUACUGCCUCUCAUCAUCGGGCUGGUCCUCCUCGGCCUCCUCACUCUGGUGCUUGUUGCCUUCUGCAUCGUCCGGAGACCCCCAUCCACUUACCAGCCCCUCUGAGCAUCUCCCCCAACCUUUGCGUUUCCUCACCAUGCAGCUGACUCAAAGACAAAGUCAUCUUCCUUCCCUGUCUUGAGCAAAAAUAGAGAUAAUGCAACCAGGAGGAGUCCGGGAGUUUUAUUAAAUAUGACAAAUUUCCCUUCCCCACCCCCAGUAGGAGAGUAGUAAAACCUACUCAAAUUUUUGUCCUUGGUUUCCCUUGUCCUGCCAGGAUUAAAAGCCAUGAGUUUCUUUUCACAUCUUUCUGUGCCUUCCACGGUUGAGUCU